AUGCGAUUAGAUGUGAAGGUACGCUUAUGUCAUUUAAUACUGGCUGAUAUUAUACACAAUAUUUCGGGAUCUACACCGAAUCCGGCAUUACAGCUUUUCGCAAGAAGUGAGAGAGUGAAAGGGAUAGAUUUCCACUCGGUAGAGCCAUGGAUCUUAACAACUCUCUACAGCGGGCAUGUCUAUAUAUGGUCAUACGAAACACAAGCAAUUGUGAAGACGUUUGAAUUAACUGAUGUACCUGUUCGGGCAGGAAGAUUUAUCGCCCGGAAGAAUUGGAUAGUUUGCGGAUCGGAUGAUUUCCAGUUGCGUGUUUACAAUUACAAUACUUCCGAAAAGAUCACCUCAUUCGAAGCACAUCCUGAUUACAUACGUGCAAUUGUGGUACAUCCCACACAACCCUUUGUUCUAACUGCUUCUGAUGAUAUGACUAUUAAACUCUGGGACUGGGAUAAAGCAUGGAAGUGUGUGCAGGUUUUUGAGGGCCACUCGCACUACGUUAUGGGCCUAGCUAUAAAUCCUAAAGAUACAAAUACAUUCGCAUCCGCUUGUCUGGACCGGUCUGUCAAAAUAUGGAGCUUAGGAAGCAGUACGGCCAACUUCACCCUUGAAGCGCACGAGACAAAAGGUGUCAACCACGUCGACUACUACCCUCAAUCAGAUAAACCGUACAUCCUGACAACUUCCGAUGAUAGGACGGUCAAGAUUUGGGAUUACACAAACAAGUCCUUAAUAGCAACGUUAGAAGGUCACACCAGCAAUGUCUCCUUUGCUUGCUAUCACCCUGAACUACCAAUAAUUAUCUCGGGAUCGGAAGAUGGGACAGUCAAAAUAUGGCACGCGAACACAUAUAGAAUGGAGCAGUCAUUAAAUUAUGGCUUAGAGAGAGCGUGGUGCGUCAGUUACCAGAAAGGGAAGCAAGGAAUCGCUGUAGGAUUUGAUGAGGGUGCAGUGGUGGUUAAAAUGGGACGGGAAGAACCAGCUGUAUCAAUGGACUCUUCUGGAAAAUUAAUUUGGGCAAGGCACGGUGAAGUCGUCUCAUCUAUCAUAAAAGGGGGAGAUUCAUCAUUAAAGGACAAUGAUCCAAUAUCUAUACCCACCAAAGAUCUCGGUACCUGUGAAGUUUAUCCGCAGACUCUUCUUCAUUCACCAAACGGCCGGUUUGUCUCCGUAUGUGGGGACGGGGAAUUUAUUAUCUACACUGCUCUAGCGUGGAGAAACAAGGCGUUUGGAUCCGCUUUAGACUUUGUAUGGGGCUUCAAAGAGAAUAGCAACGACUACGCUAUACGAGAAUCUACCACAUCUGUUAAAAUAUUCAAAAAUUUUGUGGAAAAAUCUGGAGGAUUUAAUAUUGAAUUUCAAGCCGAGGGACUUAGUGGGGGCGUACUUUUAGGUGUCAAGGGCCAAGGUGGUAUAGGAUUUUUUGACUGGCAAACUGGUGGCUUGGUGAGAAGGAUUGAAGUGGAUACCAGAGAAGUAUACUGGUCCGAAAAUGGAGAACUUGUCACGAUAACUUGCGAUGAUGUUUUUUAUGUCUUGCGGUACUCCCGAGAAAACUAUCUCGCAGCAGUACGCGAAGGUCUAGUCGAAGAUGACGGGGUUGAGACAGCCUUUGAGGUCAUUACUGAUAUUAAUGAAAGCGUACGAACUGGAGAAUGGGUAGGGGACUGCUUUAUUUACACGAACAGUACAAAUCGACUCAACUACCUAGUCGGAGACCAGACAUACACUAUUUCACAUUUCGAUCAGCCAAUGUACCUUCUAGGAUACAUACAGCGUGACUCGCGAAUAUAUCUUGCGGAUAAAGAUGUGAAUGUUACUUCGUUUGCGCUUUCCUUAUCGAUGGUGGAGUACCAAACACUGGUUCUGCGUGAUGAUAUGGAAGCCGCUGCUGAACUUCUUCCUUCUAUCCCGACGGAACAAUUGAACAAAAUCGCUCGAUUCCUAGAUGGCCAAGGCCAUAAAGAAUUGGCGCUUGAGGUUGCUACUGACCCUGAACAUAAAUUUGAUCUGGCGCUAUCUCUUGGUGAACUGCCAAUUGCACUGGAUCUUGCUCGAGAGUCAAAUGUCGAGCAUAAGUGGAAAACUGUUGGAGACGCAGCUCUUUCCAGAUGGGAUAUUGAAUUAGCUGCUGAUUGUUUCAAGAAUGCAAAAGAUUUUGGCUCGUUACUUCUAUUAUACUCCUCGACAGGUGAUUUGGAAGGUCUGCGAAAUUUAAAUACUCAGUCUCAAGAUGCUGGCGUACACAAUAUUGCCUUUAAUUGUUUAUGGCUGCUAUCUGAUCUAGGAGGUUGUAUUGACCUCUUGACUAAAACCGGCCGAAUGGCUGAGGCUGCUCUGUUUUCUCAAACAUACAAACCCAGUGCUACAGCAAAGACAGUCGGGAUAUGGAAACAAAGUCUAGAGAACAACAAGAAAGGAAGAAUCGCUAAAAUGUUGGGAGUACCUGGAGAAGAUGAAGAGUUAUUUCCAGAAUGGGAUGAGUAUUUGAGAAUUGAGAAUGAAGGUGGCGAGGAUGCUACGGUGUUAGAAAUUAAUGAAUCUACGCCCAGUGGAACAGAAAGCGAUGAAUAA
This is a messenger RNA of Blumeria graminis f. sp. triticale, 2571 nucleotides long. NCBI's taxonomy places the organism in Eukaryota, Fungi, Ascomycota, Leotiomycetes, Helotiales, Erysiphaceae. The record is from the annotation of a GenBank genome assembly.